Messenger RNA from Heterostelium album PN500, 1266 nucleotides. Its product is annotated as putative acyl-CoA oxidase. The record is from RefSeq and is a predicted model, not a curated record. Gene Ontology annotation, molecular function: acyl-CoA dehydrogenase activity; flavin adenine dinucleotide binding. Gene Ontology annotation, cellular component: peroxisome. Gene Ontology annotation, biological process: fatty acid beta-oxidation. The coding region runs from base 1 to 1266 and encodes 421 amino acids. The transcript is spliced from 4 exons. NCBI's taxonomy places the organism in Eukaryota, Evosea, Eumycetozoa, Acytosteliales, Acytosteliaceae.
AUGGAAGAUCAAAUUAAUAGAAGGUUAUCAGUAUUAUCUGAUCAUUUACAAACAAAUCAAGUCAGUUCAAACACUGAAAGUAAUGAUGUUGAUUCUCUAGAUUACUACAGUAUUACACAGCUACUUAGCAAUGAUCAACUGGACAUUAGAAACAAAGCUAAACAAUUUGCAGAACAACAUAUACAACCUAUUGUAAAUGAAUACUAUGAAAAAGCAGAGUUUCCAAUGCAUUUACUACCUAAACUCAAAGAAUUGAAUUGGGCUGGUUCAAAUAUUAAAGGUUAUUCUUGUCCUGGUAUUGAUGCAGUUUCAUGUGGAUUGAUUGCUUUCGAAUUUGCAAAGAAGAGUGCGGAUAUCGCUACUUUCUUUGGUAUUUUACAGACUAUAUCGAUGUUGCCAAUAUACUAUUGUGGUAGUGAGAAACAGAAGCAAUAUUACUUACCAAAGAUGGCAUCGAUGGAAAAGAUUGGUGCAUUCGGUCUAACAGAACCCAAUGCUGGUAGUGAUGCCGCCGGUCUCUUCUGUGAAGCCAAACAGAACUCGGAUGGAACCUGGACUUUGAACGGUGAGAAGCGUUGGAUUGGAAAUGCUCCAUUUGCAGACGUUGUUAUCAUUUGGGCAAGAAACACAGACACCAAACUAAUCAAUGGUUUCGUCAUUGAAAAGAAUACUCCUGGAAUGACUGUUGAGACCAUAAAUAAUAAGAUUGCAUUGAGAAUGGUACAAAAUGGACAUAUCUAUUUAAAGAAUUGUAUAUUAUCAGAUGAAAAUAGAUUACCUUUAGCCAAAGACUUUGGAAGUGGACCUGGCAAAUCGUUGUUCCUUACCAGAAUCGUUGCUAGCUGGAUAGCUUUGGGUAUCGCUUGCUCUGCCUAUGAAAGUUGUAUUAAAUAUGUAAAAGAGAGAAAGCAAUUCGGACAAUCGCUGGCAAAGUAUCAAUUGGUUCAAGAGCGCUUGGUAAAGAUGCUCGGUAUCAUUCAAUCGAUGUCACUUAUGACUCUAAGAAUAUCACAUCUUUUCGAUCAAAAUAAGCUUACCUACGGACAAGUUGGAUUGUUAAAAGCACACAACACAUCACACGGUCGUCAAGUAGUCUCAAUGGCCAGAGAAUUGCUCGGUGGCAAUGGAAUAGUCACCGACUUUGGUGUUGCCAGAAGUUUUGUAGAUAUGGAGGCUGUACAUACAUUUGAAGGAACCUACGAUAUCAAUACAUUGAUCACCGGUAGAGAAAUAACUGGAUUUCCAGCUUUCAAAACUGGAAAAUAA